This is a messenger RNA of Poecilia reticulata (guppy), 720 nucleotides long. The record is from RefSeq and is a predicted model, not a curated record. NCBI's taxonomy places the organism in Eukaryota, Metazoa, Chordata, Actinopteri, Cyprinodontiformes, Poeciliidae.
AUGAAGCUGCUGUCAGCUCUCCUGCUUUUCMUGAUUCCUCUAUGGGUCAGCUGUGCGCCUCUUGUCCUUCCUCUGGACUGCAGCGACAUCUAUAACCAUGAUAACAGCAAACCCAGCGGAGUUUACACUAUAUAUCCUAUUGGGGCAACUUCUGCUGUACAGGUGUUCUGUGACAUGAGCACUUUGGGAGGACGGUGGACAGUGUUCCAGAGGAGGAUGGAUGGCUCUGUGAACUUCUACAGGCCUUGGGAUCAUUACAAGGAGGGCUUUGGGAAUGCUGCUGGAGAGUACUGGCUUGGUCUGGAAAGGCUCUUCCACUUAAGUCUCAGAAAAAAAUAUGAGCUGCUGGUCAACAUGGAGGAUUUUGAAGGAAAUAAGGCAUACGCUCGCUACUCCUCAUUCUCUGUCGGUCCAGAAUCUUAUGGCUAUACUCUGCAUAUUUCUGGAUUUAGUGAUGGAGGGGCAGGAGACUCUCUAAGUUAUCACAGUGGAUCCAAAUUUUCCACCUUUGACAAAGAUCAGGAUAGUUAUGAGUUAAAUUGUGCCAAGAACUACCUGGGAGCUUUUUGGUACACAGCAUGCCAUUUGACCAAUCCUAAUGGAGUCUAUCGCUGGGGGGCUGAUGAUACUCUCUAUGCUGUUGGAGUGGAAUGGUACACAUGGAAGGCCAAUGACUACUCACUGAAGGCCAUCAGCUUUAAUAUCCGGCCUGUUCAGUAA